Anopheles funestus (African malaria mosquito) is the source of this 5967-nucleotide messenger RNA. RefSeq names its product zinc finger protein 501-like. The transcript has a single exon. The coding region runs from base 4951 to 5904 and encodes 317 amino acids. The record is from RefSeq and is a predicted model, not a curated record. NCBI's taxonomy places the organism in Eukaryota, Metazoa, Arthropoda, Insecta, Diptera, Culicidae.
UCGAUAAUACGUCCGAGCAUCUCAAGAGUAGCACAAGGUCACAGCAAAGUCCUUUGAAUGGGAGUUAAUGAUGUGUUUUUUUGUUGUUGUCGUCACAAUAACAUUCUCUGUACCAACCGUUGUACUUUCACUAUGAAGUCUUUGUGCUCUCGACAAGGUACACACGCUGCGUGUCCUUUUGGGUAUGUGAUGCUGCUGAGCGAAAAAUAACAUAAAUCCUUUCAUGUUUCGAUUACGAUCGAUUUUAUUGGAGUGUAUAGCUAACGUAAAAGUGGGUCAAAUCAUUGCAGGACUAACAACCAUCCUUAAUGUAAAACUGCUGGAGAUCCGUACAAUCAACGGAUGUUUGCUUAAGAUGUUGCUUGCUGUGGAUGUGGAAGUUUCUGCGAAAAGGGGACAUAACAAAGAGAAAUACAUGCAAAAACAAAAUCUUUAAAUGGUUCAUUUUUAGGACCAGCUGUUUUGUUAAGUAAUCAAAUUUAACAAAAUCAAAAUUAGAACAAAUUAAAUGUGACAGUUGGUAGGUAUACUUUCGUACGCGUUGAUAAAAAUAUUUGUUGGACAUGAAUAACAAUUUAUACAGCGUAGGAUUUUAAUAGAAAAAAGCGUUGUAAAAAUAUCUAUUUUCUGAUGUUUUGACAUCUUCAUUGCAUGUUGAAAAAUUUAAGGAAGUCUGUUAUUUUCCCCAAGAACAUCAACACUACUAUAUAGGGACAUAUUGUAUUUUCUGAAAACGUGUAGUAAGCAGUCUUUGUUGAGGACGAUUCAAGGGAGAUUCAGAGUACGACUCCACUGGCACCUGGAACCCCCAUUAUUUUACUACUAAGAAAAAAGUUCAGUCUAGACAAUUCAUUUGCAUUAUCAAUCAUCAGGACUCAUAAGACCAUACAAACAAAAAUAACAAAUGUUUUUUUUAUUCAGAUAAAACGACCUGGCCGUAUUGAUAAAUAACAAAUGUUUAAUAAUACUAGAUUUUCAAACUAGUUUAUGUGUAAGACUUUAUUCAAAUGAAUAUGAAGAAAUGAUAUGCAUCAAAUUUAUCGUACUUAAAGCUAAAUAUUGUUUACUGAAAACCCCAUAAAGCCAUGUGUAACGUAGCCUGUUUUUGAAAAAAAUUUGAAUGAUCGCUUACAACCGUCAUAAAACUGUUUGUAAACAAAGCGGACACUAAAUGGAUUGAAAAUGUUAUACACCUCCCACAAGGCCCUGCUGUAAACUAGUUUUUCCUCCCGUUCUUUGGAUACAUGAAAAAUGAAUAAAAAGCCAACGCAAAGGCCUGACCCACCCAUGGCGGGAAAGUCAAACCUGUCGAAACUAACGUCAACAUUGCUCAAGCUACUUCCCAAACCCGAACUGUAAACAAUUUACUCUCAACCCUUAGAAUGUCUAUUUUUCAAUUUCAAUCAAAACCUUGUCACAACAAUAUCAACCCACCACACCAAACGUUCGCUCACAUUCCUACCGGACGUCCGUAAGGGGAAAGCAGAGUCAAUCUGCGUCGGGAGUUUUCUUAUGGCUGAUACACACAAACACCUACAAAGUCAGUCUUUCCACCAACAAUCUCAUCGUCAUCAGAUGCCUGGUUCGAUUGCGUAAAAUUGAGAUGCAUCUUGUGUGGAAGCCGGUCGCCGGCGUUUUGGUCAGCAUCUUCAUCAGCGUGAUUACGAGCACUGUGAAGGUGCUCAGGCUGGCAGAAAAGUAUGGGAUGAAGAUGACCACAGCAAACGCAAACGGCACGUUUCCUAACACGGCUCUAGGGCACACCACGGUCGACUGGAGUUUAUCGAUUCCCGCUUGACGGUGCUUAUUCAUUGAAUCGGCUUCGAUUUCGGGAUCACUUCCUCCACAACAUCCGGAAGGGACAACAAAACAAGGGAAGCGGAUGGAAAAGGAAAUAGACGAGGACACACAAAAAAUAAAACAUGGUAGCGUAUAGAUUGCCGUACAAACGGAGGAAUACACGCACAACAGUACAUGGAAACCCUUGAGGAAGAAUGUUCACGCACUGGAUGAAGGAUGGGGAAAGUAAAUUAAUCUAGCAAAAAGGUCCUUCGAGCCGGUCUGGCCGGUCCAACUGUCCACGCAUAUUUACUGUCCUUCCCUGUAUAGAAUGACCAUGCAGAAGAGAAAAAAGCACCACCGAUAUACUGGACAUUGUUUGGUAUAGUCUAGAAGGGGGAAAAUGUAAGAAAAGAAUAGAGUCUAACCGGUGCCGGCUUGUCAUCGGUUGAGCUGUAAUUAUGGCCGACCCGAUUUGAAAGUGACGCAAAUGCUGCUUCUGCUGUUGAUUGUAAUACACCUGAGAAAGAGGACCUGCAAACGGGAAAAGGACCAACCAAGCAGUCUAUCUCCGGCGCGCCGGUUGCCAAGCCACACCCGGUACAAUCUAUCCUCCAGAGAAAAUGUCGCACGGUCGUUUUUCCAAUCAAUUUCUCACGAUUAGCAACGGACUGGUGUACUUUGGCUGGGUGAAAUUCCUCAUCCCCCCAAAAAAAAGGAACCAUCAUUAUGUUUCAUUUGCUAGAAAUUGGUAAUGAAUUAGAUGAAGUCUCCGAUGUGCGAGUAGGAAUGAGUGUUGGUCACGUGUCGCCGUUCGGAAAGGUUGUAGUACAGCUUCAGGGCGACCGGUCAAUCUUCUAACUACAAAACCCCGCUGUGUCGUUUGCUGAUUCCGAGUAGACAAAGCAAAAAAAAAACAUCAACUCUAGAAAAUGGAAUUGUUACGCUUUUUUUUCUUUGUUGGAGAGUCUUCAACUCCACGACUUCAAAUCUUCAUCUCGUACCAGGCCAUAUACGCAACAGAAGCAAUAGUAAACAAUAGUACUACGGGACCAUUUUCCAGAAUCGACAAAUUUCCUUACCCACCACACCGAACGAUGCCUGGGAAAAGCACAAUCCCGGUGAAAAAACCGGAUUAAACAGUUAGCUAACGAAGUUAGAAAACUAGUUCGAAACGAUACUCUCGUCGGCAAAGAACAGCAUCCCAAUUAGCAUUCAUUGCACCGGUACGGUGGUGCCGACCAGUGAAAGUUACUCCGGUGCCGCGUGAGAAAGUGGUUCGAGAACCCUACGGAAAAACCCGUUCCGCGUGAUGAUGAUGGCCAAAAUUUUCCCGACAAUGCGCAGUGCCCACUGUCGGUAGUGACCCAACGACUGGUCACGUUUCAAAAGUUUGCUGUUAGGCGGGGCAUUUUGAUAAAUUUAAUUACCUCAAUAAUCCUCUCACAUUUCACCAUUAACCCGGGUCGAACCUUCGGUAACCGUUGCCUUCUCACUGCACGGGUGCUACCAACUGUUGACCGUUGGUGGAAAACUCAGGAAACCCACUCUUACCCCGAAGAUGCUGCGUUUUUUUCCGAUGCUAAGAAAAGAUCAAAUUACGGCUAACGAGCUGAGAAUGAGGACAAGAUCUGAGAUGCUGUUGCCUUCGCGGUUUCGGUUCCCUCUCAGGUUGCGCACCCUAGCACACGCGAAAAAAGGUCCAUUAGAACGUACCUUUUGUGAGCAUCAUCUUUCACGGUAGAGGAUGAUAAGUUAUAACAGCAGCACACACAAAAAAAACGACAUCUCAAAAUCCUUAGGGGCCAACGAGAUCACCAACAGGAUGGACGUUCGGAAUGGUUCAUUUUGUUUGCAUUUUAAAACCCCGUUGUUAUAGAUACCGGACAACCGGUCUGUCCACAUGUCGAUAACGCUGCUAUCACACUCACAUUCGGGGUCGUCAAGGAAGGAGCACUGUAUGUGAAGUUUUUGGGUAAUUCUUGAAACUGAGCACGAAAAGUUGGAUAAAAGUUGAAUAAUACUAUUAUGAUUGAAUUUGUGCGGUUUGGUUUGGAGCAUACAAUUGAUUCGCUGUUUUAAAGAUCCGAUGCUAUUUUCACUGUUUAAAAAUAUACUUUCAAGUCGACCACCUUCCGUUGAUUAUUGCUGGGCGAUAUGUUUAAAUUGCCAUGAUUUUGGGAAGAACAGCGCAUUCAAACGAUAAGAUGUAACGCCGCGUUCUAACGGGAAUUGGAAUGUCCACAACGCACUGCUAUUCACGAAGAAUGUUGAGGUUGAGUUAGAAGAACGUACCAAAAAAACUUUACUGAUAUGAACAGGAUUUGGUAUAAAACCGGUUCCUUACCGCAAAAUGGCGCCCGUCAUUCGAUUCGCGUGAGCAUGAAACGGUUCUCUAAUCAGUUGAUUUACGAACCAUGUGACAGUGUGUGAUCUACACCGCCUUCCACGCUUCUUUCAUCUCUAAAAGUAUCUGUUUCGUUGCAAAAUUGAAACUUGUUUGGUAGUAAGAAUAUAAAUAAAUAAAAUCUUCCACAAAUCAAAUCUCACUUAGCACGAGAUAUUUGGAGGGUGAAUCAAAUCGUUCCCCUGUACAAACCUUUUGUUCGGACCGUUCAUCGAACUUCUGCUUCAUUGUUUUCUAUCCGGUUAAUCACUUUUCAAUUCGUUUCGAUCUUGUAUUUAUACAGCUGAACGUGAUCGAGUCCGCUUCAAACUGUAGCUAACAAGGUUGCUCAUGGUUACGGAGAUGCUCACCAUCACGAUCAUCUAUGCCGACGGUAAUAAAAACUGUUCGGGCAAAUCGGGAUGAUAAUGGCUGGAUUCUGCAAAACCAACCAUCCGUCCGGAACACGUACGCACGGUAACGCACGGCUGUGUGUGUGUGUGUGUGUCACUAUGCGCCAGACGGUAAUGGUCUAAUUUUAGCGUACGCCUGCAUAUUCACGAUCUGUUUAUUUUCGCCUACCGGUUUUCAUCGAAAAGGUUUCGUCGCAAAAUUGGCUACGUCCUGCUUGUCUGCCACACGUGCUGUUCGUGGUCCGUUGUUCCGGUGUCAAGACGCGUCGAUGGCGCUAUCCGUUGCAGUACGAUUCGCGACACGAUCACGCACGGGUGCGAUAUUGUGUGGUUCGCGGCUGCUGUCAACUCUCUGCACAUCAAGUGGUAGUGAUGGAAAUGGAAAAUGCAGCGGUAAAUGUGACAGACGGCGUAUGUCUGGGAUCGGUAUCAGCUGAUCAGCGUGAUGCAUCUCCGAGACUGGCAAAGUGUUAUAUCUGUGGUGAACGUUACACUACCGACCGGGAGCUCGAUCACCAUUUGGACGACCGGCAUGCGUCCGCACUGAUGCCGUAUUGGUGCAACAUUUGUGACUUUGAUCGAUGCUUACCGAUCCGUUCGAUGCGUGCUAUUAAUAAACACUUCGCACUGCAUGAUGUCCACGAGCGGAUGCAUCAGUGCAGCUACUGUGCAUUGCGCUUUCGCACCGUACGCAAUCUCCAGUCACACGUCCGGUUGUACCAUCGCGGUGGUUCGCACAACGUAAGGGGUGACGAGAAAAGUUUGGAUAGUUUUCCAUCGUCGCGUCAGAACUUACCGGUGAUACCGGCCGAACGUACCGGGAAGGACCGAGUGUUUCAGUGUUGUCACUGUGGUAUUACCUACACCACCGGGAAUGCAUUGAAGCGGCACGAAAACACACACACACUGGGGGUGCAAUAUGCGUGCCGGCAGUGUGGGAAAGUGUUUGCCAAACUGGACUGUCUCACGCAACACGAACGCAUCCACAGCCAAACACGACCGUACGCCUGCGAUCAGUGUCCGAAAACGUUCAUUCAGCUGGCCCACCUACGCAUACACAAGCGUGCCCGGCACAGUGGCGAACGGCCCCAUUUGUGCGGGAUAUGCAAUCGAGGAUUCCGGUGUCGUACGGCACUGACCGUACACGGGCGCAUACACACCGGCGAGAAACCGUUCCGGUGUACGGUUUGUGCGGUACAGUUCAGUGAUGCGGGCACACUGAGAAAACAUGGUGCGGUGCACCGGGAAAAGAAGACGCCGAAAGGUAAACCAGAACAAUUUUUCAAUUCCAAUGGCAGUGAGCGAGACGAAACUGCUAACGGUUAAGGUAGAUGUAUGAUUUGUAAAUGGUUGUGAAAAAUAUACCUAUUCAUGUGUGUUGUAAGGUAA